AUGAUGGAGCGUAACAUUGAGGCAGUGAAUGACCCAACAAACGCAGGUUUCGCUGCUAAGACACAGCAGUACAACGGUCGAUGUCGGCAGCUGGAUCCUCAACAUCAGGUGCCUGAGUCUUCACUGAUCAGCACAGCUGAGGACCGUGCGAUCUCUACCAAAAACUACAUGUCACUGCUUACAAGUGUACUGGCAUGCCGCCAGAUUGGAGUGCUACUCAGCUUACAUACUCUUACGACGACGGAUAACGGCGGACUUUGGUAUAGUGAAAGCAUCACGCAGACCGAAGAUAUUUGCAGUAAGACAUUCUGGAAUGUCAUCGGUCUCGAUCUCAAGAACGAACGUGGCUUGCAGAAGAUUAACGAGUAUCCGUCAAACUCCAUGUUAGCAAACCAUAUUUCAGCAACUAUGGACAAUGUGUUUGGCUUUAUCGUGGAUAACACGUCUACCGCGCUGCUGCUAGUGGAGAACGGUUGGGCUGGCGGCUUUGUGUGGUCUUUGAACCCGGAAACUAGCUCCGGAGGACGCAAGCAGCAGACCGACAUGACGACAGAGGCAGAUGAAGCCUUCUUGCCAGAGCAAGUGCGUGUACCGCAGCCGUUUUUUUCGGUCGUAAAUGCUCCUAAGGUGGCAUCCAUCGCCCGUGAGGCGCUAGUAGAGCGGAUUAAACUGCGAAAGGCGAAUGAAGGUCACGUAAAGGAGCGUUACAAGGACAUCAAAGAUGACGUGACUGCUGUGAUGAGGAGUGGGAACAGCUCUUUUGAUGAAUACUUGCUCGACACUCUUGGGGAACAUUUUCGCGACGAGCUUCACAUGGACAUGAAAAACAUGAACAUCGAUCCGAGAAAUAAGGUGCGAAUUGAGCUCGACUAUCGUUUUCCUGAGGCAAAGACGGUCAUCAAGAAGCUAUAUAGCUUGCCAGUCGAGUGCUCAACCAUUCCUGGCGACUCAGGUGAGCUCUUGUUGGGUAACGACCUGUUGCUCUUCUUAGGAAUUGACGUUAAGCGGCAAAUUGACAUGCUAGCAGUGCCUUUCGCGGCUGAUACGGACGGAGAUGAAUUUGACGAUGCCGACGAACCAACUAUUGGUAUCGACGGCUUAAAAGAUGAUGAUAUGCAAGGCUCGCCAGAGAUACGACGCUUCGUGGAUGACUUUAACUCCAAGCUUAUCGAAUUAGGCUGGGUAUACGAGAAUCAGGCAACUCGUUGGGCGUGUCCAGCACGGUCGGUGAGGAAAGGAGCGGGAGAAUUUCGCCAGACAGCCGGUUAUAAACCGGUGAACGCGUUGGUUGAGGCGAUUGUUGGUGUGAUGCCCGACUUGAGUACCGAUUUCAGUGAUAUUGAAGGAGCAGUUUUCUUCAGGCUGUUUGACUUCAUGGAGGGCUACUGGCAAUUGGCACUGACUGAAGCAUCGAACAGCGUCAAGUUGGUUUUCCCUGUGGAACAUGCAACAAUUUUCCAGUUGUACUGCGAACAUCGAAACUUGUUCUGCAUUUUUGCUCCGGGUGCGGGAGUAAAAAAACAUAUUGGAGGCCAACUGCCCAGAUUGCGGCUAAAAGGAAACAGGGACAACCCAAAACAACGGAAAUUUCUGGAGCUACCAGAACAGCCGAGCCAACAUCGAACGCUGGCUAGCUGUAAUGAAAGCCAGCGAGCAGAAACAGACGUCCAUUCAUCGAGAUUGAAGCUCUAUGCGGACAGCUCGUUGCAGAUCACGGCGGAAAUUCGGAAGCAUGUUGCAGCUCAGGGGAAGAUCCUGGCGUGCUUCGAAGAGGAAGCUUUGGACUCGAGGUCGUCUGGAUCCGACUAG
Molecule: messenger RNA, 1809 nt
Organism: Phytophthora infestans T30-4
Lineage: Eukaryota; Oomycota; Peronosporomycetes; Peronosporales; Peronosporaceae
Product: glycoside hydrolase, putative
Exons: 16
Coding region: 1-1809 (602 amino acids)
Source: RefSeq, a predicted model, not a curated record